This is a messenger RNA of Paramecium sonneborni, 1035 nucleotides long. Lineage: Eukaryota; Ciliophora; Oligohymenophorea; Peniculida; Parameciidae. The record is from the annotation of a GenBank genome assembly.
AUGACUGACAAAAAAGCAACUCUCAUUGAAAUAGGUAAAAAAGCAUUGGCAGAAACAGAGAAAUUAGCUACAGUAUAAAGAUUUGGAUUAUUUUCAUCCCCAGUUCCAUUAGGGAUGGGAGAUAAUAGUUAUGACAAUAAACCAAGACGUUCUAGAUUUAAUUUUAUAAAUAGCUCCUAGAAAUGAUUAAGGUAAACCUAUUACUUCUCCUUCAAAUAUAAAAAUUACUGGUCCUAAAUCAGGGAAAAUAAGAUCGUCAUACUUUAGUUUGUUAGGCUUUACAACAAUAGGUGAUAAAUAUCUAGAUCCAGAAAGAAGGAUUAGAAUUCAAGAAUUAGAAGAGAAAAAGAAAUAUGCAUCUGAAGAUAAAAAGAAUUUUAUACCACCUUCAGGAUAUAAGGAGAUGAUGGGAAAUUCAUAUCCUCAUAUGCCUGAUUAUGAAAUACCUAAAGGACCAAAUAAUCAUAAAGGCUAAGAUAAUAGAGUACAUAUAGGACCUAAAAAUAUAACAACAAAUCCUGCAAGCAAAGCAUUAAGUUAAUUUCCAAAGCAUGAGAAAGAUGAAUAUAAUAGAUAUUAAUAAUUUGAGAGAGAAAGAAUAUUCAAUGAAUAGAAAUUAUUAAAAGAUAAAUAACCUUUUAAAAGCACUAUUUUUACAACUGAUAAUUUCAGCUCAGAUAAAGUGGUUUAUGGAGAAACAAACCUACCUAAAGUAAGUCUUCUGUUAUUAAUAAUUCCUAUAGCCAACAUAGGUUAAAGAAUUUAAACCAAAUAUAAUGAAGCACGAUGCUCCAUUCAAACCUUCUAAUCCUACUAAAAGUGGAGAAACUGGUUGUUUAGGCAAGUAUCCAGAAUAUAAGGGUGAUCCACUUAAACCAACAUAAAGAAGAGAUUUUGUCAAAGGUAAAGAACCAUUUAAGUAAUGUGAAAAAUAAAUUAAGACCUAAUCAUUUAAUGGAUAUUGUUAGGCCUACUCCUAGUAUUUCUUGUUUUCCAUAUAACCUUAAAAGAGAACUUAAUAACCGUGUAUUUUGA